AUGACAAUUGGAGCUUCUUGGGACUUCUUGAGAGCCACUGUGGGCCCAGCGAAGGAGGAGGACAGCCAGGCUUGUCCCCCAGAGGGGCCCCGCUCUGGCAGCCCCGCGGGCACAGCGGUGGCAGCAGGGGCAGCCCCUGCCCUGGCCAGCGCCUCUCCUGGCCCGGGCCGUGCCACGGAGGCCGAGCCGGCAGCUGCUGCCCGGGGCGGAGCUGCUGAGGAGGCGGCAGCGGGGGCGGCGCCUGCCCCGCACAGCGCCCCCGGGCCCUGCUCUGCCCCGCUGGGAUUCCCGGGCCCCGGGGAACAGCCGGAGGGGGCAGUGGCAGAGCCAGAGCUGGCAGGUGAGCCCGGCAGUGAGAGGGACGCCUACAGCGAGAGAGAGGAAGAGGAGUGGGCAGUGGCAGGGUCAAAGCUGUUCAAGGAAGGCAGCCAGGAGACCUCGGUUUGGGACAGUGAAUCCUGCAGUGAGAGGGAUGCCUACAGUGUGAGAGAGGAAGAGGAGUGGGCAGUGGCAGAGCCAAAGCUUUUCAAGGAAGGCAGCCAGGAGACCUCGGUUUGGGACAGUGAGUCCUGCAGUGAGAGGGACAUCUACAGCGAGAGAGAGGAAGAGGAAGGUGAAGUCAAGUCCCUGCUGUCACUGCCAUGGGCAGACUCUUCUCCCAAAGAGGUGCCCCAGCUGGCAGCCCCUGCCCUGGCCAGUGCCUCUCCUGCCCCGGGCCGUGCCACGGAGGCCGAGCCGGCAGCUGCUGCCCGGUGCGGAGCUGCUGAGGAGGCGUUGCCUGGUGUUGCCAAGGCCAGGAAACGUCCCUCCCGCUUCAGGCGGGCGCUGCGGGCGCUGCGGGGGCUGUGCCGCUGUGCCUGCCUCAGGCCACGGCCCGAGGACUGA
Agelaius phoeniceus (red-winged blackbird) is the source of this 885-nucleotide messenger RNA. NCBI's taxonomy places the organism in Eukaryota, Metazoa, Chordata, Aves, Passeriformes, Icteridae. The record is from RefSeq and is a predicted model, not a curated record.